GUUCCAUUGACUUCCUUGUUCAUCUGUUGACUGGGUGUCAUGGCGGCUGACGUACAAUGGAUUGUUCGUCUGCUUGUAGGAAUUAUUGGUGGAGUUUUCCCCCUGCUGUCGGCUGAAAGUGGUGACCUGGAAAUAAUAGACAAUGUGUCGUGGGGAGAUGCAUUCCGCCAGUGUGGUGCUCGUGGUCGAAGACUCUACACUGCUACUGAUCCUGAUCCGCGACAAAAUGUCAGACCUGGUUCUUACUGGGUUGGUGCAAAAGUCCAGUAUAGUUCAUGGAUGUGGACAGAAAACAACGAGCCGUUGUUUCCUUACAUAGGACAAGUAAAUGCUUCACUAAUUGCGUCCAGCACAAAUAAAAUAUACAACAUUCCCUACGACAAUCAAGCGAGUCGCUGUUUCUACCAGUGUCGAACCAACACGCAAAAAUAUAUUGGGAUGCAGGGAAGCCGAUGUUAUUGCUUUAAAACUUUAGACGGAUUGUCUGUUGAGGCGGACAGUGAAACUGGCCAAGAUGGGUGUUGGGGUAACUUCAGAGAGUAUUGUGGUAGUAAUGAAACAGUUAGCAUUUAUCAUACAGAGUUGUUUACAUCUUAUGUUAUAUGGAAGUUGAAUCGUAUGGGCAGUUGUGGAUACAUCGUUUACAAAAGCUCAUCCAUCAUUGUCAAAUCUGACACAGACUGCACUAAGACGAAAGGACGUGUUUGUAAUUGUAAGUAA
This is a messenger RNA of Gigantopelta aegis, 720 nucleotides long. RefSeq lists its product as uncharacterized. The coding region runs from base 40 to 720 and encodes 226 amino acids. The record is from RefSeq and is a predicted model, not a curated record. Lineage: Eukaryota; Metazoa; Mollusca; Gastropoda; Neomphalida; Peltospiridae. The transcript has 5 exons.